UCUCUGAACGUAACGUCGGUGUCCGGACUCAGUUACGUGUGUUGUGUUGUGGACGAAGGAUGCGGCUACCUGCGCUCUCUGGAUUUCUCGGUGUGGUGCAACUUUGAGACUCGUUCACUUUAUUUUGUUUCGAUUUGAUUGUGUGCCACGCCAUUCACCCGACAGUGAUUUGGAUUUUAUUGCAUAAUCGUGAAGAUGAAAAAUCUUCACGGCCAGAAUAUCGAGAUGGAGAGGACCUAUUACAAACUCAAAUCAGAUAGACACGCUCUCGAGUUUGUCAGCCUUCUCGAUGACUUCAGGGUACAGGAACUGUAUUGCGAUGCCACUAUAGCUUGUGAUGGAAAGAAGUAUCCCGUUCAUCAGGUGGUCCUGUCUGCUUGCAGUCCCUUUUUCGCGAAUAUCUUUGCCUCUGUGAGCUGCCAGAAUCCCCUGGUUGUCAUACAGGAUGUCAGCAGUUGGGAACUUGAGGGCAUCCUCACAUACGCCUACAGAGGUGAAGUUCACGUCCCAUAUUGUAACCUUCAGAGCUUCCUGAAGGCGGGCAGAUCCCUCUUCAUCAAAGGACUUAUGUUUCCUCAGGCAGAAAAGCGUCUAGGCUCUGAGCCUCGUGCUGAGACGUGGCAUGAGCCUUAUUACAGUCAUGGCAAAAGGACAGCUGGCUUGCACACGCACACCAGUGCUCAUACGGAUGUCCAUGGCCACAUUCAUCCCUCGGGCAGAAUGCAGCGAAGAGAUGAAACUGUGAGUUACCACCACCAGCAUCAUUCGUCAGUGCACUCUCCAGUGCCAGAGAACAGCAUCAGGGUCAGUGACCACCUCAGGAGAGAAAACACGGUGGAGCGAUCCUUCUACAGUGGUCAUGACAUCGGGCAACAAAAACGUCAUUAUUUGGCAGACUAUCCACAAGACCUCAGGGUAUCUUCUGAAAUGGGCGUUGAAAGGCGCUCCUCCCCUGAUAGCGAAACCAGCGACUGCUCAUCAGGCGAUCGUUCUAGGUGGGAGAAUGAAAGCUCUUCUCAAGCUUCUAGGAACACCACAGGGGAUAGUACAGCAAGAAUGGCUUCUCCAGAGGCAAGAAAACGACGCAGAUAUGAUGCUGCAGAACGACGUGAAGAACCGAUUUCUUCCCAUCCCAGGUUUAAUAUGCCGGAAUCCCAAGGAACCUUCCAAGAGCUGAUCUCUGGUGAUGAUGAACGGAUAAUCAAAGAGGAACCCGAGGAUGACAUUAUUGACUGCAAUUCCAAAGAAUAUGUGAAGGACAACCAGGGUGAGAGUGAUGAAGAUGAGGAAGAGUCUCCUCUUCAGAUUGACAUAAAGGAGGAUCCUGUACCUGACUCAGGAUGCAACAGCUCUCCAGAACCCCAGAAUGAGCCCAGUAGCUAUUCCCGAAUACCCGAACCUUACUCGACCAUGGAUUCCUCCUCCUCAUCAUCACCAGGGCACACGUCCCCUACCUCCCAUCUUAGGAAAGAACUUCUUCGCCCCGUCACUCAGAACACCUCUGUGCUCUUACAGCAGCAGCAGCAGGUUCCUGCUAUUCCUUUGUCAAUACCACAUCCAGUAAUUGCUCUUAGGGAGCCUCAAUCCAAGCCUCAGCCUCCACUUCGAGAGCCGCCACCAUUAAUGAAGAUUGCUCAGAAUAUUCCCACAAUGGUAGAGGAGUGUGAGGUGGGAAGCCGGGAACCGCCACGUGGUCUGGUGAAAGACAUGCAGGCUAGCCGAGGGAAUGGCCACCUCAUGGUGACAGCUCCCCCAUCGUACCAUUCUCAUAAUAUGAGUUUUGAAAUACACAAUCAGCAUUUAGGACCUGUUUUAGUAAAUGCUGGAUCGCCUAUACAGAUAAGCUCAACCUCAGCUUUUAGCCAACCUAAGCGUCAGAAUAAUGGCACUGCGAAAAACCACAAUAAUAAUAUAUUCAAAGGAGAUGUCAUUUGGUAUGACAGUGAAAAGCCCCUUAAUCUAAGUGGUGUUCAGUUGUCUCCAGUGAAGAAUCCAGAUUAUUCAAACAGUGAAGAUCCCUUCCUUGGGAAAAUAGUAACAAAUCGCAAGAAGAGACUUAGGGGUCCUAAAUCUUGGGAAUUCCUUGUUAGGCUGUUGAAGGAUCCUACAACAAAUCCAAACCUCAUUCGAUGGGAAAAUGAAGCUAAUGGCAUUUUCCGCUUAGUCCAGCCUGCUAUCAUAGCCCAGAGAUGGGGUAGAAGGACGGGAAAACAUGCCAGUGAGAAUCUCAGCUAUGAGAACUUUGCUAGAGGCCUCAGGUACCACUAUGCCACAGGAGCUCUGAAACCAGUAUCAGAGAAAAGUUUUGUCUAUCGAUUUGGUCCCAAAGCACUCAAAUCGUUGCAGGAAGGUAAUAAUGUAGUUUUUUCUCAAACAGUGGUUUAAAACUUGGCUAGGUUUUUUGAGUAAAUGGUGCAUAUUCUGGUUUCAGCAGUACAAGUAUCGGCAUUGAAAGAUGUUUAUGUAAAAGUCAUUCUUUUUUAUUGUCUUGUCAAGGUUGCUGACAUAACUACCUAUUUUCAUAGUCUGUUCCUCAUUAUCCUCCCUUAGGUUUAUUGCCUGUGUUAUCCAAGAGGUUCUUCGUAGACUCCGGUGCCGUAACUCUUGUACAAUAUAUAGGCAAUUCCUAUUUGUGAUAUUGGAUCUCGAGUUUCAUAUGCUGUAUUAUAUUUAUGAUAUAAAUAUUCUUCCCUAAGGGGCCUCAUAUUAUUUCUGUGCUUUCAAGUGCUCAUGGCUUCCUGUACUUCAGAAAGAUGCUCUUCAGAAAAAUGUCCACUUGGAGAUCUCAGCUCCUGACGAAAGCUUGAAGUAAAUUCUUUUUUGCUAAGUUUUUGUGCCAGAAAGUGCAAUCAUAAGUGCCAGCAAGUGCAAUUAUAAGUGCUGUGCUAUUAUGAAAAUAGUUAACAGCUGAAGAUAUGUUUCUAAAAUAGCAAGACUGUGAUGUAAAUUAUCUCUAUUAGUAGUUUAUUAGCUAAGUAGAGAUAUGUUAAGUGCCUCUCUUAAUGCAUAUGCUUGAUGUGCCUUAGACAGAACCCUUUGUAAAUAGAAGUGUUUGUUAACAAAGCCCCAUUGGGUCGAUGGGGUCAACUCAGAUAAUUCACCGUCUCCUAGCAAGAGGAGAAAGACAUUUCCUCCAGUGGAUCAAAUGACUGAUAAUUUAUUCCUUAAUAUGAAAAUUAAGGCUCUUUGACUGUUAAAUAUUUGUUAUGUUGUUUAAUUUUAUUAAGAUUCUUAUUAUUGAAGAAAAUAAAAUUUAUGAAUAUUU
This is a messenger RNA of Macrobrachium nipponense, 3265 nucleotides long. RefSeq lists its product as uncharacterized. Gene Ontology annotation, cellular component: nucleus. Gene Ontology annotation, biological process: regulation of transcription by RNA polymerase II. The record is from RefSeq and is a predicted model, not a curated record. Lineage: Eukaryota; Metazoa; Arthropoda; Malacostraca; Decapoda; Palaemonidae. The transcript is spliced from 6 exons. Gene Ontology annotation, molecular function: DNA-binding transcription factor activity; protein binding; sequence-specific DNA binding. Bases 196 to 2385 code for a protein of 729 amino acids.